Molecule: messenger RNA, 1533 nt
Organism: Trematosphaeria pertusa
Lineage: Eukaryota; Fungi; Ascomycota; Dothideomycetes; Pleosporales; Trematosphaeriaceae
Product: putative RTA1 domain protein
Exons: 4
Coding region: 251-1258 (335 amino acids)
Cellular component (GO): membrane
Source: RefSeq, a predicted model, not a curated record
CGUGUCCGCAGCACUGUUCAGUUAGUCUUCUAUUGGAUGUUAAUGGGAUUGAGAAACACAGGAUUAGGUCGUGACAUUUAUAAAGGGAAGUGCUUGCGAACUACUGCCAAAGCCUUCAUACACCCAGGGGUCUAGCAUACUCUAUUUUAUUCCACGGAGGGACCAUGGAUCCCACCAUUUUCCAUUCUAUCCUCCUCCCUUGGUUUUUCUUCCGCCACUCUUCGCCUGGUAGUUUCGAAAUCUCCCUAAGAUGGAAGACGGACAGCCCAUUCUAGGAAGCCUUUACGUCUACGCUCCUAACAAGGUAGCACCAGUCUUCUUCACGGUUGCGUUUGCUCUUUCAGCUGUUGGCCAUAUUGCGCAAUGUCAUCACUACAAAAGCUUCAAGCUGAUCGGACUACAUCCUUUUUGUGCAGUGGUAUUCACUGCCGGCUAUGCUUUGCGUGAAUACGGAGCCUUCAACUACCUGUACAGCAACCAGAACCUACUCAUCUACGUCGUCAGCCAGGUCUUCAUAUACAUAUGCCCUCCACUUCUCGAACUCGCCAACUACCACGUCCUCGGCCGCAUAUUCUACUACGUCCCCUAUAUGGCACCUCUCCCUCCCGGCAGAGUUCUUUCCAUUUUCGGUGCUCUCAUGGCACUUGUCGAGGCCUUGAACGCUUUAGGGGUAGCCUUAGCCGCUAAACCAACGUCGUCGCAGAGUCAGCAAACUCUAGGAAGGAACCUCAUAAUAGCCGCCCUCGCGAUCCAACUCGUCGUUAUCGUCAUCUUCGUCCUCUUGGCGGCGCUCUUCCACCGGCGGUGCGCAAAAGCCAACAUUCAUACGAAGGCUGUCUCGACUCCCCUGAUCACGCUUUAUAUGAGCAUGUCGUUGAUCCUGAUACGCUGCAUCUACCGCCUGGUGGAACACUUGGGCAAUACAACGGUGGACAUCGAUGACCUCGAAGCUCUGAAGGCACUGAGCCCCAUUUUGCGGUAUGAGUGGUUCUUCUAUGUUUUUGAGGCGACCCUUAUGCUCGUCAAUUCUCUCCUGUGGAACGUAUGGAGUCCGGGCCGCUAUCUUCCCAAGGACUACCACAUCUACUUGGCGCGGGAUGGGAGGACCGAAAUCGAAGGCGAAGAACAGUCGGACGAUCGGCCGUUGCUCGCCAAGGCCGGAUCAGUGUUAACGUUUGGCUUUCUUUUUCGCAAUAAGAAAGAGCAUGGCGCGUUUCAGGAGCUCCAUGGUUACCCGGUCGCGGACCAUCAGGCGUAAUACGGCGACGCGUUCUCAGCGAGCCCACCGAAUCGAGGCAUCACUCUGGACCCAUUACCCGAGCAUCUCCUGGUGAUAUUUACUUAGUUGUGCCAACGAUCAGGUGGAAGCCUGCCGGACAUACAGAGCCUGUGGCCAAGAUCGAGCGAGAAUCUAAAUGCUAAUUGACGAUCAUUACGGCGCAUGGGUGGGCCCUGACCUUGUUCCUUUGUUCAUAGAAGAAUCAACACUGUCUAAUAACGCGUUGUACAAUACUUUGUAAUCAUACCUAGGGG